Selaginella moellendorffii is the source of this 1145-nucleotide messenger RNA. Its product is annotated as vesicle-associated protein 1-2. The record is from RefSeq and is a predicted model, not a curated record. The transcript is spliced from 10 exons. Lineage: Eukaryota; Viridiplantae; Streptophyta; Lycopodiopsida; Selaginellales; Selaginellaceae. Gene Ontology annotation, cellular component: endoplasmic reticulum membrane; plasma membrane. The coding region runs from base 330 to 1079 and encodes 249 amino acids. Gene Ontology annotation, biological process: endoplasmic reticulum membrane organization.
UUGUUUUUUUUUUUUUUUUUUGUUUUUUAUGUUCUUGCCGCGAUCUCGAAGCGCUCGCUAGCUGUGCUUUCCAUUGUUUUUCUCUUCGCUGGUUUUAUCCCACGUCCACGUCACUGCCAACGUGGCGCGGUGAUACUUCUGCGUUACCCUUCUAUCAGGUGCUACUCGGGUCACAUUCUUUCUGGACGAUUGGAUUUAGGGUUCUUGGCUAGACGCGAGCAAGGCGCAGCAUUGGAUCCAUGUAAAUAUCGCGGAAUUGGUGGAUCCAGGGGUGGAAAUAAGAAUUCGCAGCGCAGCGGUGAAAACAGGGAGAUCGAGAAUCGGGCACGAUGCCGAGCGAGCUUCUGAGUUUCCAGCCGACGGAGCUCAAAUUCCCCUGCUUUCCAAUCAAGGCUGGAAGGCUUCGGAGAGUUGAGUUGAAGAAGCAAAUUGCUUGCCCCUUGGAGCUCAAGAAUAACACCGACGAGUAUGUGGCGUUUAAGGUGAAAACUACAUCACCAAAGAAAUAUUCUGUUCGUCCGAAUGCUGGUUUUGUUCCACCUCAUGGCAGCGUUGACAUUAUCAUCACCAUGCAAGCACAACGAGACUAUCCCCCAGACCUGCAGCAGUGCAAGGACAAGUUCCUUGUGCAAAGUGUUCGAGCACCGGAGGGUGCUCAGUUUCAAGAAGUGUCCCAGGAGCUGUUUAACAAAGAGAAUGGGGCGGAGGUGUUCGAGAACAAGCUGAAAGUUGUCUAUGUCUCUCCGCCUCAACCUCCGUCUCCGGUUCCCGAGUCCGCCGAAGAAACUGUUUCUCCAUCAAAAGCCGACAAUGGAGACUGGAUCUUUUCACUGAGAGACGGGCCUAAAACUGCCGGUGAACUUGAGAGCAAGAUUGCAGAGGCACGAGCAUCCUUGACAACACUGUCGAACGAGCGCGACUUGGCAAAGCAUCAAACGCGAGAGCUCGAACAAGAACUGGCCAAUGCUAAAGUCUCUAGCAAUCACACCACAACCUCGAGAGGGCAUGGUUAUUCACUCUUUUUCGUUUUUUUUGUGGGAAUCUUGGGUGUCCUGGUGGGGUAUUUUCUUAGACAUUAACUUAUAGUUAGCGUGGUUCACAUUGUUUGGUUAUGACGUGGCUGAAAUGAAUAUGUCGAUUCUAUA